GGUUUCUGAUCCCGGAUGACCCUUUUGGGUCUUGUGAGAAUAAGUACUGCGGCCUGGGAAGGCACUGUGUGACCAGCAGAGAGACCGGGCAGGCAGAGUGCGCCUGCGUGGGAGUUUGCAGCCAGCGCUACAAGCCAGUGUGUGGCUCCGACGGAGAGUUCUACGCAAACCACUGCCAGGUGCACAGAGCGGCCUGCCUGAAGAAACGGAGGAUCACCAUCGUCCACGACGCAGCCUGCUUCUUCAAAGGAGAUAACUGCAAGACCAAUGCAUACAGCAAGAUGAAAAGCAUGCUUUUAGAUUUACAAAAUCAAAAAUAUAUCACGCAAGAAAAUGAAAAUCCUAAUGGCGAUGACGUAUCUCGGAAGAAGCUGUUGGUGGAUCAAAUGUUUAAAUAUUUUGAUGCAGACAGUAAUGGACUUAUAGAUAUUAAUGAACUAACUCAGGUGAUAAAACUGGAGGAUCUGUCCAAGGACAACUCUGAAUGUACUCUGUAUGAUCUCGUGAAGUUUGAUGAUCUCAACGCAGACAAGCACCUGGGUCUGGAAGAAUUUUAUAGAGCAUUCCAGGUGAUCCAGCUGAGCCUGCCUGAGGACCAGAGAGUGCGCCUCACCGUGGCCACCGUGGGGCAGAGCGUGGUCCUGAGCUGCGCUGUGCAGGGAGAGCCCCGGCCCCCCAUCAUCUGGAAGAGGAACAACAUUGUUCUCAAUAACUUAGACUUGGAAGACAUCAGCGACUUUGGAGAUGAUGGGUCUUUGUACAUUACCAAGGUGACCACCACUCACAUGGGCAAUUAUACCUGCUACGCAGACGGCUACGAAAACGUCUACCAGACUCACAUCUUCCAAGUGAAUGUUCCUCCUGUCAUCCGUGUGUACCCAGAGAGCCAGGCCAGAGAGCCCGGAGUGACCGCGAGCCUCCGGUGUCACGCUGAAGGCAUCCCAGACCCACAGCUCAGCUGGCUGAAGAACGGUGUGGACAUCACGCCCAAGCUGUCCAAGCAGCUCACCCUGCAAGCAAACGGCAGCGAAGUUCACAUAAGCAACGUGCGGUAUGAGGACACCGGUGCUUACACGUGCGUCGCGAAGAACGAAGCAGGCGUGGAUGAAGACAUCUCUUCUCUGUUUGUGGAAGAUUCUGCGAGGAAGACGCGUCUGGGAAUCGGGAACAUGUUCUACGUUUUUUAUGAAGAUGGGAUCAAAGUGAUACAGCCCAAAGAGUGUGAGUUUCAGCGGCACAUCAAGCCCAGCGAGAAGCUCCUCGGCCUUCAGGGUGAGGUGUGCCCCAGAGCUGAGCGAGAUGAGGUCCAGCGGUGUGUGUGGGCCUCGGCCGUCAACGUCAAGGACCGGUUCAUUUACGCCGCCCAGCCGACUUUGAACAGAGUCCUGAUUGUGGAUGUGCAGUCCCAGAAAGUGGUGCAGGCAGUGAGCACGGACCCGGUCCCUGUCAAACUGCACUAUGACAAAUCCCACGACCAGGUCUGGGUGCUAAGCUGGGGCAGCAUGGAGAAGACGUCCCCGACCUUGCAGGUGGUGACCCUGGCCAGCGGGAACGGCCCCCACCACACGGUGCACACGCAGCCUGUGGGCCGGCACCUGGACAGGGUGGACGACUUCUUCAUCCCCAGCACCACCCUGCUCAUCAACCACGUGAGGUUCGGGCUCGUGCUCCACCGGGACGAGGCGGCGCUGCACAAGCUGGACCUGGAGACCAUGGCGUACGCGGGCUCGGUGGACCUGCGCGCGCACGGCUGCGUGCCCCUCACGCUCGCCUACUCGCACUUGGGCGGCUACUACUUCGUGGGCUGCCGGCCCGGCCCGGGCGCCGCCGCCGGCCCCGGGCUCUUCGGCCAGUACCUGCUGACGCCGUCCGCCGACUCGCUCUUCAUCCUGGACGGCCGGCUGGGCAAGCUCAACUGCGAGAUCACCGAGGUGGCCAAGGGCAACACGCUGGUGUGGGUGGGCGACGCCUAG
Messenger RNA from Octodon degus (degu), 1973 nucleotides. RefSeq names its product follistatin like 5 (gene Fstl5). The record is from RefSeq and is a predicted model, not a curated record. The transcript is spliced from 13 exons. NCBI's taxonomy places the organism in Eukaryota, Metazoa, Chordata, Mammalia, Rodentia, Octodontidae. Gene Ontology annotation, biological process: cell differentiation; multicellular organism development; regulation of BMP signaling pathway. Gene Ontology annotation, molecular function: protein binding; calcium ion binding. The annotation marks the transcript as partial.